AUGGUUACCGAUCCUGAUCUGAAGCAUGGCAUGGAAAAUGUUCCUUCUGCUGAGGAUCAAACCUCGCCUGCUCCGACUACUACGAUUGUCUUUCAACAAAAGCUUUUUAGCACUGGUGCUAGUCUAUUUCAAGUUUCUAGUGUGGAAUCAACAGUCAUCACUGUAAAUCCUCCCUUGGUUGGUUUAGUCCUUCCUUCAAGUUCGGAUUUGAUUUCUAUGGAAACGUCUGACAUGACUCCUGACUUUGGGAAUGAUGCUUUGUUGGAAGUCGCUGCUAUAACUCUACCAAACACUUUGCAGCAGAUUGUGUUGCCUUCUUCCCAGAAGGACCUUACUAUACCUACUCUUGUAUCACUUGCUGCAUCGCUUCCCUAUUUCCAACGUUCUUUUAUUGAGACUUCCGUACCUACAAGUCCUAAAAUCGAAAAUACAUCAGAUGAGGAGAUCCUUGAUAGAUCUCAUACAUGUCUGAUGGAAAGGAUGUAUUUUCUCGAUGAAGUUUCAGCCUGCACUCAGACACGUGCACAAAUUCUUGCCUUGAAACUUUGA
Molecule: messenger RNA, 549 nt
Organism: Lactuca virosa
Lineage: Eukaryota; Viridiplantae; Streptophyta; Magnoliopsida; Asterales; Asteraceae
Source: the annotation of a GenBank genome assembly